AUGGAAGGCAAAGGAUCACUGAAAUCUCUUCAGAAACUAUAUCCUCUUGAAAUAAGAGACUUAGACGGUUCCAUUACUAAGGAUGAUCUUAUCGAGGCGGUGAAAAGCACUACGGGUAAUAGCUCUCUAAAUGUUAGAAUUUACAGUCUUAGAGAGGGAAUAAGAGGGAUGCAAAUUGCUGUAAUAGGUGUUCCAGCAAAUGCUACGGAUCAACUUUUGAAAAAGGGAAAAAUAGAAGUAGGAUGGGUUAAAUGCUGUAUUAGAGAGAAAACAACAGUACAACAAUGCUAUAAAUGCCUCGGCUAUGGUCAUGAAGCCGUAAACUGUAAAGGUAUCAGUAGAGAAGGACACAUGAGCAGAAACUGUCAAAAUGAAUCUUUUUGCAUAAUCUGUCAUGAAGCUAAGGAGAAGGACACCGGACAUAAAUUAGGAAGCUUAAAAUGCCCUGCUUAUAUAGAGGAGCUGAAAAAAAGAAAGGAAGAUGAUAAAAUUUUUGCAAAUUAA
Sitophilus oryzae (rice weevil) is the source of this 504-nucleotide messenger RNA. RefSeq lists its product as uncharacterized. The record is from RefSeq and is a predicted model, not a curated record. The transcript has a single exon. The coding region runs from base 1 to 504 and encodes 167 amino acids. Lineage: Eukaryota; Metazoa; Arthropoda; Insecta; Coleoptera; Curculionidae.